AUGCAGUCAAAUUCGAUCUAUCAAUGCCCAAUUUGUCCAAGACACUACAAACGCCGCGAACACCUGAAACGCCAUCGUAGUUCUCAUACUUCCGAACGCCCCCACCGAUGUCCGCAGUGCGACGCACGGUUUCAGCGCGCAGAUGUGCUGAGACGGCAUCUGCAGACUUGCUUGGAAAGGAGGGGGUCCCGGGGGGUGACGACUCGUCGGAGGGCUUGUGAUCGCUGCGUGCGACAGAAAAAAGCAUGUGAUUUGCAGCAGCCGUGUGAUCGCUGUGCGCAACAGACGGUUGAGUGUUGUUAUUCUAUUGGAGUUGAUGUUACGGCUUCAGAGGAGAGGAUCACGCCCGCGAGUCUGGGAAAUGCAGAGCUAGCACCAGCACCACCAGCACCAGAAACGACGCUGGCGAUGACGUUUCGCUGGCCGGACUUUGAUGCAGACAAUCCGGUGGUGAAUUCGGGCGAAUAUGAUGCUAUGGCCCUCAGUGAUCCGAAUAUGCUGGACAACGCUAGCCCUAGUUGGCAGGAUUUGAUUGCGAUGGUAUCGGAGGGUCCGCCGGGGCCCGAUAACACCUCGUUUCAGUUCCUCGACAAGAUGACCAGCAACACGGGGUUGGCGUACAGCUUUGACUGCGGGACACCAGAGCAACGAGCACAGGUGCUGUCCACCCUAGAAAGAGAAGUGGAAAUCGAAUAUGGAGCAUCGUCAUCAUCCGAGACGUUGGUCACGUCGGAAUCACCGUUGGUCGAUGGAUUAUCGCUGAAUUGGCUUAAUGACCCCCUCUCGCUCAAGACUCAUCAGAUCCUGCACUUCAUCAAAGACGUGGUCAUGGUGAAGCCCCGGAAUAGUUCCGUGACGCUGGAUUGGUCAUCGUCGCUGCAGCAGUCGUGUCUGCAAUUCUUUUCGCCGGCAAAUCUGCGCAAGUAUCUAGGGCUAUACUGGGCGAUCUGGCAUCCCAAUGUCAACUUCAUCCAUCGACCUAGUUUUGAUUCUACCUCAGCUAAGCCAACCGUGCUGGCGGCUAUGACCUUACUUGGUGCAUGCAUGUCACCCGAAACGUCCGACAACGAGGACGCCCGGAUGUGGUUCAACUGCGUUGAAGAGCUGGUCUUCACAGACGAGGACUUCAAUAGCGAUUUUACUUCUGCGGCAUCUUGUCCUACCCUACAUCGGAAUAUCGUUCAGGCACUGCAGGCAGCUUAUAUGGUGUGCUUAUACCAGAACUGGGAGGGUAGCGAUGCGAGUAAGCGGCGGAUUCGACGUUGUCGCUUUGCCAGCCUUGUUUCUACCGCUCGAGACGUCGACUUAACGACCGUCAAACACGCGAAAUACAGCGAACAGACUCGGUACCAAUUCGAAUGGAAAGAUUUUGCCACUCGAGAAGAGCUAAUUCGUGUCUUAAUCUGGAUCUUCCUUCUCGAUACAGCAUUCGUUCUCUUCAACAAUCUCCCUCCCCGCAUGGUUAUUAAAGAAAUGAAAAUCCACAUGGCCGUGCCCGAUGCAUGCUUUCAAGCAUCGACCGCCGACGACUGCUAUGAACAGAUAAAACGACUCCUCCCUGCGAACAGCCAGUACUGGAAUAUAUCCUUUUGCAACGCGUUCAGGAGUCUCUUCCAGGAAAAUCUAGCAAUGAAUCUCCGCUACGACAUAGCCGCCCUGGGCCCAUUGAACCUUUUCGCCUUAACCUCUGCCAUCCACUCACAAAUCUUCCAAUAUCGCAGCAACUCAUGGGGCACCGUCCGACUCCUCGCCCCAAUUCGCAAUGCGUUGGACAAUUGGCGCGCAAUCUGGGAACUCUCAGUGACAUCCCUACCCCCCAAACUCUCCCCACACGUCGACCGCGCCGACGACGACGGCUACUACAACACCCAGAUAAUCAUGCACCAACCCGAACGAAUGUGGCGACGAGUUGGCUUCUGCAGAUACUGUCCGGAGUACUGGUUACUGGCGAAUUUGAUGGUCAGUCAGCUCACAGAAUUGUGUAUGUCGGGGUCGCAGCCGAGGAAUGAGUUGGAGAGGUUGGAUGAUGAGCCGCUGGAUUCGAUAUUGAAGAAGUAUGAUGAGACGAGUAUGCAGCAGGCAAAUGAUAUGAUUUUGAGUUUUCAGCGGUGGCAGGUUUUUAGUUGUUAG
Molecule: messenger RNA, 2130 nt
Organism: Aspergillus chevalieri
Lineage: Eukaryota; Fungi; Ascomycota; Eurotiomycetes; Eurotiales; Aspergillaceae
Product: putative C2H2 transcription factor
Exons: 3
Coding region: 1-2130 (709 amino acids)
Biological process (GO): DNA-templated transcription; regulation of transcription by RNA polymerase II
Cellular component (GO): chromatin
Molecular function (GO): DNA-binding transcription factor activity, RNA polymerase II-specific; zinc ion binding; RNA polymerase II cis-regulatory region sequence-specific DNA binding
Source: RefSeq, a predicted model, not a curated record